GUGUUGCAGAUCUUCUACCCAUUCUCACUGCAAGUGUUUCCUGACUCCUUCCCAGGACAGUCCAAAACUGACUGCCCCAGAGAUGUCAACAGAGAAAAGGCUAUUGAGAUGAACUGCACCAACGCUCUCCACCCUGACUCAUUCGGGCAUUACAGAGAAGCCAAGGUCACCGCCAUUAAGCACCACUGGUGGUGGAAGGUCAACACUGUCUUUGAUCAUUUGCGAGUGACUACUGAUUUCAAUGGCUAUGUGUUCUUCCUGGAGGAGGACCAUUACCUGUCACCUGACUUUGUCCAUGUUGCUAAGAGACUUGUUGCUCUCAAGAGGGAGCAAUGCCAGGACUGUGACUUGGUGAACAUGGGAACAUAUCAGAAGAGCAGCUUUGCAGCAAUGUCCAGUCAGGCUUCACCGAGUUUAUGGAAUGCGGGCAAGAACAACAUGGGGUUUGGUAUGGACCGGUCCACCUGGAACACCAUUAAAGGCUGCAGAGAGAAAUUCUGCUCUUAUGAUGACUACAAUUGGGACUGGUCUCUCAACUCUCUUGGAAAUACUUGUCUAGGAAAGAAGCUCAAAGUGUUGGUCAUGAAAGCUCCUCGAAUAAUACACAUUGGAACGUGCGGGACCCAUCAUCACCAUAAAUCCUGCAACGAGGCUGAACAAGCUCGAGUGGCAAGAGAGGGGUUCUCUCAAAACUCCGCCCACCUCUUCCCUGAAUCCCUGCAACUGGCUAACCCUCAGUCAAUGGGAGCAAGAGCACUCAAGAACUAUGGAGGCUGGGGAGAUACCAGGGACCAUCAACUCUGUCUUAGCUUUGUAACUACUUAGACUGCGUCAGUUUUAAUUUAUGUAUUGUGUUUCUCGAUGACAUUCAGAAUUAAAUUUAUUUAUAAUAA
Molecule: messenger RNA, 893 nt
Organism: Halichondria panicea
Lineage: Eukaryota; Metazoa; Porifera; Demospongiae; Suberitida; Halichondriidae
Product: alpha-1,6-mannosyl-glycoprotein 2-beta-N-acetylglucosaminyltransferase-like
Biological process (GO): oligosaccharide biosynthetic process; protein N-linked glycosylation
Cellular component (GO): Golgi membrane; Golgi stack
Molecular function (GO): alpha-1,6-mannosylglycoprotein 2-beta-N-acetylglucosaminyltransferase activity
Source: RefSeq, a predicted model, not a curated record